UGCAGUGUGGGAGUGUCACGCGCAGUGACUGACUGCGGUUUUUCUGCAGCGGCGGCGGCAGUUGUGUGGAAGGUUUUUACGGGCUGUGCUCUUUGUGGCGUCGUGGGAUCAGUGUAAACCCCGUGGACAGCUGGAAUGGCUCCGUGGACGGUGUCUGUGUGUUUGUUUCUGGCUGUUUUGCCGUUUCACGUCCUCUCUCAGGGUGAGUUGGACCUGUCUGAUGCCCUGGGAGGUGAUGAUAAAUCACCAGCGACUUCUCCACCAAAACCACCAAAACCAGUAGCACCAGCAGAGGGCGCUGGAGAAGGAGGAGAAUUGGACCUGAGUGAUUUCUUUGAUGUUACCAAAGCCCCGCCCAAAGUCAUCCCCAAGGUCCCGAAAAGCACCAAAGCUCCAGUUAAACCCAAAUCGGCUGCCGAUGGAGACUUUGACCUGGCUGAUGCUUUGGACCCCAAGAAUGACAUUGGUGGCAAGGAUAAGAACAAGGGGCAGGGAGGUGGAUUUUCUGAUGACGAUCUACUUGAUGUCAGUAAAGAUGACACCUACAAACCUGACAAAGGCAGAGGUGGGCAGCCGGGCCGAAAUGACCAAAUCGGCCAGUCUGAUCAAAACAGCGAGACUACAGCAGAAAUCGGCACCAUCGCAGGGAUUGUUAGUGCGGUUGCCAUGGCGUUGGUGGGAGCAAUCACCAGCUACAUCUCCUACCAGAAGAAGAAGCUGUGUUUUGGUAUACAACAGAGCCUGAAUGCUGAAGUCAUGAAAGCUGAGAACCCUGAGGGAGUCGUGGCCACAGAACCACAAGUCAAACAGACUCUUCUGGAGCCGGCCAGUGCUGAACCUCCCAAUGAGGAGAACGCAGUGUAACGCACAC
Messenger RNA from Thalassophryne amazonica, 871 nucleotides. RefSeq names its product CD99 molecule-like 2 (gene cd99l2). The transcript has 10 exons. The record is from RefSeq and is a predicted model, not a curated record. Bases 136 to 864 code for a protein of 242 amino acids. Lineage: Eukaryota; Metazoa; Chordata; Actinopteri; Batrachoidiformes; Batrachoididae.